AUGCUGACAGUGUGUUCACUGUUCCUUCCGCGAAAAGAUUUGCCUUUUCGUGCUGUCCCAUGCAACGGUCCAAAUGACCUUCGAGGUCGUGAAUUGGGUAUCACCGGGUUUGGAAUUAUCGCCUUCAGUUGUGCCCACCACUUCGCUUUAAAGUCUUCCGAAAAUGGGAGCAGAUAUUCGCCGAUUCAGGCUAAAUGCUUUUGGCUAUCCGGACUGGACAGUCAGGAGGAGGCUCAGAAGAUAGAUGAGGAACUCUUCACCGAAUACGCCUUUUCAGUUGAUCAACUUAUGGAGCUUGCGGGUUUCAGUUGUGCUGUCGCUAUUUAUAACGCCUAUCCUCGCUCUUCAAUGAAGAACUCAGACGGUGGAGUUUUAAUCUGCUGCGGUCCUGGAAAUAACGGCGGUGAUGGAUUGGUCUGCGCUCGCCAUCUCAAACUCUUUCCGUCAACGGCGAAACAAGCGGUUGACAGCUGCAUCAACCGAAGGCAGGGAGUUGUGAUGGCGGGUAAGACGCCAAGCAGGAAGGCAAAUCCAUCCUUGUUGCUUAUCUUCAAACGAUUCACCCCUUGGACAUCGCACACCUCUGAGGCGGGCGGACUGUAG
This is a messenger RNA of Echinococcus granulosus, 603 nucleotides long. Its product is annotated as Apolipoprotein A-I-binding protein. Bases 1 to 603 code for a protein of 200 amino acids. Gene Ontology annotation, molecular function: NAD(P)HX epimerase activity. The transcript has 5 exons. Gene Ontology annotation, cellular component: mitochondrion. Lineage: Eukaryota; Metazoa; Platyhelminthes; Cestoda; Cyclophyllidea; Taeniidae. The record is from RefSeq and is a predicted model, not a curated record.